GAAGAAUUUCCAUGGAAUCAGAAAGAUUGUUUUUAAUGUUUUUUCACAUAACGGCUUGGGGAGUACCUUUUGUGAUCACUGUGGUUGCUUAUUUCUUCAACGGAGUUCAAUUAUUGGCAGACCUUGAAACUGGAUACAAGUGCUGGAUCCGGAAUGAAAAAACUUGGAAGGCAAUGUGCAUCUGGACAACUAUUACAGGAGAGGGCUGGGCCAUCAUGACAUACAUCACCAUGACUGUGUUCUACCUACUGGUCAAGCAGCACAUAAGAAGAGAGCUGAAGUCAAGAUUUUCUCCAGGAAGCACAUUUUUAACAUGGAAAUCCGCUCAUGUUGCAAGAAUGAUAGACUGCAAAUUAACAUUUAUUCCCAUAAUAUUUAUCGUGGAGCGUAUUUGGGGCACCAUACGAUUUUUCCUCCUUGUAACACAUUUUCACAAUCAUGGAAAGGAAAAUUUUACUUUACAGUGGCUUGAAAUUCUUCAUGGUAUUGGGAUUAACAGCCAAGGAUUUACAAAUUUCAUCUUGUUUGUCUGGUGUACCACAAAGAUAAGAGAAAAGUUAAUAAUGGGAUGUGUUCAUUGCUUGUCACUUUUUUGCAGAUAUCAUAAAAGAGAUCAACCAGUAAUUAGCAGAGAGAGGUUUUUUAAAACAUUUAAUGAUGAAUAGAUACUGUCAGUGCUCAUGCUCUGUAGUUGCCUAAAUUACAUUAUAUACUUGUCAUUUAGUUAUAUAUAUGAGUUCUUUUCCAAGAACUAACAAUUAUGACAAAUGUGUAGUUACUGGAAUUUUUCACAGUUGUUUGGUUAGAACAAAAAUUCUUUUUUCCUCUUAAUUGGAGUAUGUUAUUAUUAUU
Pocillopora verrucosa is the source of this 852-nucleotide messenger RNA. Lineage: Eukaryota; Metazoa; Cnidaria; Anthozoa; Scleractinia; Pocilloporidae. The record is from RefSeq and is a predicted model, not a curated record.